UCUCGGAAAUGGCAGCGGCGGUUCUUCAUCCUCUACGAGCACGGCCUCCUGCGCUACGCCCUGGAUGAGAUGCCCACGACCCUCCCACAAGGCACCAUCAACAUGAACCAGUGCACAGACGUGGUGGAUGGUGAGGGCCGCACUGGCCAGAAGUCUUCCCUGUGCAUCUUGACGCCUGACAAGGAGCACUUCAUCAGAGCUGAGACCAAGGAGACCAUCAGCGGGUGGCUGGAGAUACUCAUGGUCUAUCCUAGGACCAACAAGCAGAACCAGAAGAAGAAGCGCAAGGUGGAGCCACCCACACCACAGGAACCAGGACCUGCCAAAGUGGCUGUGACCAGCAGCAGCAGCAGCAGCAUCCCAAGUGCAGAGAAGGUCCCCCCCACCAAGUCCACACUCUGGCAGGAAGAAAUGAGGGCCCAGGACCAGCCGGACGGGAGCAGCCUGAGUCCAGCUCAGAGUCCCAGCCAGAGCCAGCCUCCCGUGGCCAGCUCCCUCCGAGAGCCAGGGCUGGAAAGCCGAGAAGAGGAGAGCACCAUGAGCAGCGACCGCAUGGACUGUGGCCGCAAGGUCCGUGUAGAGAGUGGCUACUUCUCCCUGGAGAAGACCAAGCAAGACCUGAAGGCUGAGGAGCAGCAGCUCCCCCCACCGCUCUCCCCUCCCAGCCCCAGCACCCCCAACAACAGGAGGUCCCAAGUCAUUGAGAAGUUUGAGGCCUUGGACAUUGAGAAGGCAGAGCACAUGGAGACCAAUGCCUCAGCUGUGACCCCACCGUCGAGUGACACGCGACAAGGUCGCAGCGAGAAGAGGGCAUUCCCUAGGAGGCGGGACCUCACCAGCGAAGCCCCCACAGCUCCGCUCUCAGACGCCACGACCUCCCCCCUGUCUCCACACCGACGAGCCAAGUCACUGGACAGGCGGUCCACGGAGUCCCCCAUGACGCCCGACCUGCUGAACUUCAAGAAAGGUUGGCUGACCAAGCAGUAUGAGGAGGGCCAGUGGAAGAAGCACUGGUUUGUCCUCGCCGACCAAAGCCUGAGAUACUACAGGGAUUCCGUGGCUGAGGAGGCGGCUGACUUGGAUGGGGAGAUCGACCUGUCCACUUGUUACGACGUCACGGAGUAUCCAGUCCAGAGGAACUAUGGCUUCCAGAUCCAUACCAAGGAGGGCGCGUUCACCCUGUCGGCCAUGACCUCCGGGAUCCGGCGCAACUGGAUCCAGACCAUCAUGAAGCACGUGCACCCCGCCACCGCCCCGGACGUGACCAGCUCCCUGCCAGAGGAGAAGAGCAAGAGCAGCUCCCCUUUGGAGGCCUGCCCAAGGCCCAGUGACAAGCCCGAGGCCGAGCCCGGGGAGCCCGACCCGGAGCUGAAGAGGAGCCGUGCCCGGGAGCGGAGGCGGGAGGGCCGCUCCAAGACCUUUGACUGGGCCGAGUUCCGCCCCAUCCAGCAGGCCCUGGCUCAGGAGAGGGCUGCCCGGCCCCCCAACACCCAGGAGCCUGGGCACCCCGAGGCAGAGCCUGGUGAGCUGGAACGGGAGCGUGCACGUCGCCGGGAAGAGCGGCGCAGGCGCUUCGGGAUGCUGGAUACCCCGGACGGAGUGGGCGCUGAGGACGCGGCCCUGCGCAUGGAGAUUGACCGGAGCCCGGGGUUGCUUGGCCCCAGCGACCUGAAGGCGCAGAACGUCCAUGUGGAGAUCGAACAACGCUGGCAUCAGGUGGAGACCACCCCACUGCGGGAAGAGAAGCAGGUGCCCAUCGCCCCCCUGCACCUGCCCUCCGAGGAUGGCACUGAUCGCCUCUCUACGCACGAGCUGACCUCCCUGCUGGAGAAGGAGCUGGAGCAGAGCCAGAAGGAGGCCUCGGACCUUCUGGAGCAGAACCGGCUCCUGCAGGACCAGCUGAGGGUGGCCCUUGGCCGCGAGCAGAGUGCCCGUGAGGGCUACGUGCUGCAGACUGAAGUGGCCACCUCCCCAUCGGGUGCCUGGCAGAGACUCCAUAAAGUCAACCAGGACCUGCAGAGAGAGCUGGAAGCCCAGUGCCAGCGCCAGGAGCUGAUCACGCAGCAGAUUCAGACCCUGAAGCGUAGCUAUGGGGAGGCCAAGGACGCCAUCCGGCACCACGAGGCCGAGAUCCGGAGCCUGCAGGCGAGGCUCAGCAAUGCCGCGGCCGAGCUGGCCAUCAAGGAGCAGGCGCUGGCCAAGCUGAAGGGCGACCUGAAGCUGGAGCAGGGCAGGGUCCGGGAGCAGCUGGAGGAGCGGCAGCAGCGUGAGGCCGUGCUUAGCGCCCAGCUGAGGGCCAGCGAGCAGAAGCUGCAGAGCGCCGAGGCCCUGCUCCUGGAGAGGACGCAGGAGCUGCGAGGCCUGGAGACGCAGCAGGCACUGCAGCGGGACCGGCAGAAGGAAGUGCAGAGGCUGCAGGAGCGGGUGGCUGCGCUCAGCCAGCAGCUGGGUGCCAGCGAGCAGGCUCAGCGGCUGAUGGAGGAGAAGCUGCAGAGCAACUACGCGCUGCUGCUGCAGAGCUGUGAGGAGGAGAAGCGGGCGCUGCUGCAGAGCCUGAAGGAGCUGGAGGACAAGGCCAGCGCCUACGAGGACCAGCUGCAGGGCCACGCGCAGCAGGUGGAGGCCCUCGAGAAGGAGAAGCUGAGCGCCAGGUGCGAGGGCAGCGAGCAGGUGCACCAGCUGGAGCAGCAGCUGGAGGCGCGGGAGACCAGCCUGCGCCAGCUCGCUGAGCACGCGCAGCACCUGCGGGAGGAGCGCGACCUCAGCAGGCAGCGGCUGACGGAGCUGACGGAGCGGGUGGCCGCGUCCCACCACGAUGUGGCCGCCCUGCAGGAGAAGCUGAGCGGGCGGGAAGCGGACUACAAGAGCCUGGAGCGCUCCUACCACAGCGUCUCGGAGCAGCUGCAGAGCGCGCACACACUGCUCCGGCAGAGGGAGGAGGAGCUGCAGCGCAUCAAAGACGCGCACGAGGGCGUGCUGGAGAAGAAAGAGCAGGAGCUCCGCGAGGCUCUGGUUAAAGUGGUCGCCCUGGGCAGCAGCUUGGAGGAAACAGAAAUAAAGCUGCAGGCCAAGGAAGAGAUUUUAAGGAAGUUUGCAGAGGAGUCUUCGGGGGCCCUGGAAGACAGAGAGCAAGAGGGGGGCAUUGCCCUUCCAGGCCAGCAGCACCCAGCUGCCAGCAGCACACCCUCGGGCUUCCCACACGCGCGGCUGGAAGACGAGGCCCCAGCAGCUGCCCUGGGGGACGAGGGUGGUGAUGGCAGCCCUGGCAAAGAGGAGGGCACGGCACCGCCCAAGUCGGCCGAAGUGUCCAGCAGGGAGGGCCAUGUGCAGAGCUCAGCCAAGCCUGACGCGGGAGCAGCUGGGGGAAAAAGGCAGAGAAUCCGGUUCUCCACGAUCCAGUGCCAGAAGUACGUGCAACCCGAGGGGUCUGAGAAGACCUGGACCAGCAGCACGUCGUCGGACACCAGUCAGGAGCGCUCGCCCUCUGAGGAGAGCGUGUGUUCGGAGGCCGCGCCCGGCGCUCUGCCCGCAGCCAGUGAUGCAGAGACGUACCUGUCCAUCAUCCACUCCCUGGAGACCAAGCUCUACGUCACAGAGGAGAAGCUCAAGGACGUGACCCUGAGGCUGGAAAGCCAGCAGGGCCAGAGCCGGGAGGCACUGCUCGCGUUGCACCAGCAGUGGGCUGGCGCUGAGGCGCAGCUCCGCGAGCAACUUCGCGCCAGCCUGCUGCAGGUCGGCUCCCUGGCUGCCCAGCUGGAGCAGGAGAGACGCGAGAGGGCCUCGGGUGUCGAGAGCCACGUCGGGGAGCUGGGGGACUUCCAGGUGAAAAACAGCCAGGCCCUGUCGUGCUUAGAGAGCUGCCGGGAGCAGCUGAGGCUGCUGCCACGGGCCGGCCAGGACAAGCAGGAUGCGGGCCCGACCUCCCUGGCUGGCAUGGAGAGCGCGCUCGUGAGCGUCAUGCAGGCCCUGCAGCCCUGGCCCGGCCCUGCAGACAGCGGGGUGCAGGCAUGGCUAGAGGAAAGACGGCUGGUGGAGGGCGGGGCGGGCCCCCCGGCCCAGGGCCCUCAGCCGGAGCUGAGUGAGCAGCAGCAGGUGAAGCUGCUGUCCGACCAGAUCGCCCUGGAGGCCUCUCUGAUCAGCCAGAUAGCGGAUUCUCUGAAGAGCACCACCUUGGAUGUGUCCCGCGUCCUCAGUGAGCUGUCGCGAGCAGGGGAACUGUCCCUGGAGGCUGAGCGGGGUACGCACUUGGCCCUGGCGCCCGCAGAGGCCUGGGCCAGGAAGGUGCUGGUAGACGGCGAGUUCUGGAGCCAGGUGGAAUCCCUGAGAAAGCAUCUGGGGACACUGGGAGGAGAAGCUGCCAGCGUCCCGGGAGGCGGGCAGCAGCAUGUCCCGCAGGGCCUGGCCGAGGCCACGUGGGUCAGGGCAGAGCUCAGCUUCGCCACGCAGUCAGUGAGGGAGUCGUUCCAGCACAGGCUGCAGAGCGUCCAGGAGACCCUGCAGGGGACGCAGCGGGCCCUGCGGCAGCACAAGUGUAUGCUGGGAGAGAUCCUGAGAGCCUAUCAGACACCGGACUUUGAGCGCGUGGUGCAGCGGGUGUCAGAGGCCCUGGGGCCGGCGGUGGGCAGCGAGGACAGUGUGCGCACGUUCUGGGAGCUGAGCCCUUCAGAAGCGCUGGGUCCGGACACAGAGGGCUCCCAGGAUCCCUUGCGGGGGCCGCAGCAGAACCCGCAGGCCCUCGUGGCCAUCCAGGAAGAGCUGGCUCAGCAGCUGAAGGAGAAGGCCAGGCUGCUGGAGGAGAUCUCGGCUGCCCUCCCGUCUCUGCCGCCCUGGGAGUCACUCGGGGGCUGCCGGAGGCUCCUGCAGGCGUCUCACGAGCUCUCCUAUAGCGCCUGCCUGGGAGGCCUCGGGCAGUACUCGUCCCUGCUGGUUCAAGACGCCAUCGUGCAGGCGCAGGUGUGCUACGCAGCCUGCAAGAUCCGGCUCGAGUACGAAAGAGAACUCCGCUUCUACCGGGAGUCCUGGCAGAGCGGGGGCACCUCCUGCCAGGAGCAGGCGCUGCGCGAGGAGUACGAGGAACUGCUCCACAAACAGAAAAGCGAGUACCUGCAGCUGAUCGCCAUCAUUGAAAGGGAGAACGCCGAGCUCAAAGCCAGGGCCAGCCAGCUGGGCCAGCAGCAGGCAGAGAGCGAGCGCAGUGAGAGCACUCCACCGCAGGGCAGCUGCGUGGCAGAGCACAGCCGGGUGGGGAGCCAGCUGGGCGCCUCGGCCAGGGACAGUCAGGACCUGGAGCGGCACCAUGGGCAGCAGAUGCAGACCCUGGAGGAUCGGUUCCAGCUCAAGGUCAAGGAGCUGCAGACGAUCCACCAGGAGGAGCUGAGGGCCCUGCAGGAGCACUACUCGCACAGCCUGCGCCACCUGCAAGAGACCCUCGGCCUUGGCCCACAGCCUCUGCCCGAGGCCCUGCCACCCCCCGGCGCCACCUGGCCAGCCCAGCCCGCCGUGGCCCUGGGGGAGGCCGACUCCAUGACGGGUCUGCGGGAGCGCAUCCAGGAACUGGAGGCCCAGAUGGACAUGAUGCGGGAGGAGCUGGGCCACAAGGAGCUGGAAGGUGACACGGCCUCCCUGCGUGAGAAAUACCAGCGGGACUUGGAGAAUCUCAAGGCCACGUGCGAGCGCGGCUUUGCCGCCAUGGAGGAGACGCAUCAGAAGAAGAUCGAGGACCUGCAGAGGCAGCACCAGCGGGAGCUGGAGAAGCUGCGGGAGGAGAAGGACCGGCUCCUCGCCGAGGAGACCGCCGCCACCAUCUCAGCCAUUGAAGCCAUGAAGAAUGCCCACCGGGAGGAGAUGGAGCGGGAGCUGGAGAAGAGCCAGCGGUCGCAAAUCAGCAGCAUCAACUCCGACAUCGAGGCGCUGCGGCGGCAGUACCUGGAGGAGCUGCAGUCAGUCCAGCGCGAGCUGGAGGUGCUGUCGGAGCAGUACUCGCAGAAGUGCCUGGAGAACGCGCACCUGGCGCAGGCGCUGGAGGCUGAGCGGCAGGCCCUGCGGCAGUGCCAGCGCGAGAACCAGGAGCUCAAUGCACACAACCAGGAGCUGAAUAACCGCCUGGCCUCAGAGAUCACACGGUUACGGACCCUGCUGACCGGGGAUGGGGGCGGAGAGGCUGCUGGGUCGCCCCUCACACAGGGCAAAGAUGCCUACGAGUUGGAGGUCCUACUGCGGGUCAAGGAGUCCGAGAUCCAGUACCUGAAGCAGGAGAUCAGCUCCCUCAAGGACGAGCUGCAGACGGCGCUGCGGGAUAAGAAGUACGCAAGCGACAAGUACAAAGACAUCUACACGGAGCUCAGCAUCGCCAAGGCCAAGGCCGACUGUGACAUCAGCAGGUUGAAAGAGCAGCUGAAAGCAGCCACAGAGGCGCUAGGGGAGAAGCCCCCCGAGAGCGCUGCUGUGGGCUAUGACAUCAUGAAGUCCAAGAGCAACCCUGACUUCCUGAAGAAGGACCGAUCCUGUGUCGGCCGGCAACUCCGAAACAUCAGGUCCAAGAGUCUGAAGGAAGGCCUGACGGUGCAGGAGCGGCUGAAGCUCUUUGAAUCCAGGGACUUGAAGAAAGACUGAGCAGAGGGCGCUCCCGGCUGCCCUCCCCUCCCCCGGCUCUGUGCCUUCCUCGUCGUUGCUGUCCCUGCUGUCACUAACUGGGUUUGGAUGCAUGAGAGACUGGGCGGCCCCACCCUGCCCUGCGAUUCCAGCUUCCUGUCGUCUGUGGCACACGGCUUUUCCUCUGUGGUUUCCUGAAACGAGGCAGGCGGCACGGCUGGUGGGGGCCCCCCUUGGCCAUCCCCACUGCACUCAGUAUUAAGGCCGGGGGUCCCCAGGGGCGCUGGAGGGCCGGCACCUGUUAGCUCCACUGAUGCAGCUUUGCUCACAGCCCACGUAGCCCGCAGGACUCCUCACGGCCUGGAGGGGGUUGAAGGCAGCCAUUCCGGUUUUUGGUUUUUUUUUUUUUUUUUUUAUUAAAUCUUGCACAAACCCCGGCCCUCGGCCCUCUCGUUCCUUCCGCUGUCACUCCCCGGGCUCUGGCGUGUGGCCAAGAGCUCGCCCCACAGAGCAGUGCCGUGUGGCCUAGGAGGCGCUCAGGCCCCUGGCACGUUGCCACGAAGGUGCGAAGGAGCCGAGGACUGCAGGCCACAACCCUGGGCAGCUGCCAGUCCUUGAACCACUGGACAAGACCUGUGUAGUGCGCAGGAAGCUCCCCUUGCAGUUGGUGCCACCAGGAGCCAGCAGCCUCAGUAAAGUGGUGAGCCAACUUAGAGCCACGUGAGAGCCAGCAGCGCCGAGUCAACCUGGCCUCAUUCUGCACCUGCACUGAGGUGGGGAAGGGGCACCCUCUUCCCUGGAGGGCUUGGGGUGCUCUCCUGGCCUCGAACCUGCACCCUCUCAGUUUUGGGGCAUGGCCUAUGCCUGCCUAGAUUGCCAGGGGAUCCCGUGAGGGACCGCAGGUGGCUUGGUGGUGCUGCGCCCAGAGCGGCUGGUGCCAUUCCUCCGUCCGCCCAUCUGUCCUCAGCUGCCACAGAUGGCGCCUGCAGGCAGCAAAGACCCCACUCCAGGGCUUCGCUGCCUGUGUCCCCCUCAGGGCCCACGGCCCUCGAGUUCAGGGAAGAGAGAAUUUUGAUCCAGGCAUAGAGGUGGCUUCUGUCUGGGUGGGCGAAGAGCCCCGGGCCAGGCCAGGCUGCGCUCACAGCUGCCGCUGCUGGCGGGCCAUCCCUCUGCAGCGCACACCUGCGGGGGGGCUGCGGUUGGGACUGGGCCACGUGGAGUCACAGUGGUCAGAGCACAGGUCCCAACAUCACUUAAAAAAUCAGGGACCCCUUUGACCCCAAAAAAGAGGGAGGAAAUGGAGGAUUUUUCAUGUUGCAAAGGACAGGGUAGUGUUGAAAUCACACCGAAGGGCGAGUUAGGUAUGAGGUGGUGGGGCCUGUGGGUGUGACACGCAGCGCUUUCUGGGCCACUUUGGAGGGCCCUGGCUGACGGCUGGCCCCUGUGCGUGCCCGUCUCCCGCCCUGGCCUCUCAGCUCUCGGGGAGGCUGCGUGCCCCAUUGCUAGGCACACCCUCGUCACAGGGUGUCGGGGGGACGUGGUCACACAGUCCCAGGGCUGGGCGGCGGGCAACGUGGCAGUGAAGGCACUUUGGCCCGCGCGGGGCACAGCGAGGGUGUCCCCUGGGUGCACAUCACAGCUGGGGCACGCACCUUGGGUGGCGUUGGUCCAAGCACCCAGGUACCCACCUGGAAUGUUCAGGAGACGGGCAGAGUGGGUGAACGUGGGCUCCCCGGCGGCGGGCUGCAGGAUGCCCGAGCGGGGAUACAGGUCUCCCCAGGACCGCCAUGUGCAAGUGUGGUGAAGCAGGUGGGAGCAGCGCAGCCCCGCCGGCUGGUGCUGGCCACGCAGAGCUUCCUGCAGCGUGGCUCCCGGAGGACGUGAGAACUGACUGGGCUACUGAUGGACACUGGCGUGUUGGCGCAGAGGACGUCACGGCUGGCGGCACACGGCUGCAGCCCGCCCCGGCCCUGAGAACUUGCACCAAGGGGUCACAGGCUGGCAGGGAGCCCUGGGCACCGGGAGGGGUCUCCGUGUUGUCCUUGCUAUGGCAGGCCGGGCUCUGCAGAUGUAGCUGUUCGUUUGUAUUCUGUAAAUACUCCGACUUUACAUAACUCCAUCAUAAUAAACUAUUUUUGGCUCA
Ochotona curzoniae (black-lipped pika) is the source of this 8734-nucleotide messenger RNA. It is a transcript of the gene MPRIP, whose product is annotated as myosin phosphatase Rho interacting protein. The transcript is spliced from 23 exons. The coding region runs from base 70 to 6612 and encodes 2180 amino acids. Gene Ontology annotation, biological process: actin filament organization. The record is from RefSeq and is a predicted model, not a curated record. Gene Ontology annotation, cellular component: actin cytoskeleton. Lineage: Eukaryota; Metazoa; Chordata; Mammalia; Lagomorpha; Ochotonidae. Gene Ontology annotation, molecular function: actin filament binding.